Messenger RNA from Bufo gargarizans (Asiatic toad), 1398 nucleotides. It is a transcript of the gene IRX6, whose product is annotated as iroquois homeobox 6. NCBI's taxonomy places the organism in Eukaryota, Metazoa, Chordata, Amphibia, Anura, Bufonidae. Gene Ontology annotation, molecular function: RNA polymerase II cis-regulatory region sequence-specific DNA binding; DNA-binding transcription factor activity, RNA polymerase II-specific. The transcript is spliced from 7 exons. Gene Ontology annotation, cellular component: nucleus. Gene Ontology annotation, biological process: regulation of transcription by RNA polymerase II; neuron differentiation; cell development. The record is from RefSeq and is a predicted model, not a curated record.
AUGUCAUUUACUCAGUUUGGAUAUCCGUACAGCGGCAACUCUCAGUUUUUGGUUUCGACAAAUCCAAGUGCAAUGUGUUAUGAUUCCUCGAUAUCGAAAUCGCUGCCCGAGGUCUCUGCUACUUCUGCCCAGACCCCGACCAUCUGCUGCCCCUCUUAUGAGAACAGGCUGCUGGUCAGCACAAGGACUGAUCUGAGUGCAGCGCUAGGAGUGUACAACCCUCAGUACAGCACAGCCAGUGCAGGCUACACCGGCUGCCUCCCCUGCACUCCUGACCCAGCAUCCCUGUAUUCCACUCUGAGCUCUCAGUAUGAAAUGAAGGAUGGCGCCAGCUCUCUGCACCCAGGGAUAGCUCAGCCUGCUGCCUACUAUCCAUAUGAUCACUCCUUGGGGCAGUACCAGUACGACAGGUUCGGAACGCUGGAUUUUACGGUCUCCACAAGACGUAAAAAUGCAACCAGAGAGACCACAAGCACCCUAAAGACCUGGCUAUAUGAGCAUCGAAAAAAUCCCUAUCCAACGAAAGGUGAAAAAAUUAUGCUGGCGAUUAUUACAAAGAUGACCCUCACACAAGUGUCUACUUGGUUUGCUAAUGCCAGAAGGAGGUUAAAAAAGGAAAAUAAAAUGACCUGGUCGCCAAAAAAUAAGCCUGGAGAUGAAAGUAAAGAAGAGAAAUAAGAAAAAUUCAGCAAAAGUGAGAAGGAGCUGAAGCAAACUGACUUGGAAGACAACGCGGAAGAGGUGACCAGUUUACAGAGUAAAGACAAGAACGUGGAAUGCCAUCAUGAUCUGACCAGAUCCACCUUGCUUGCUUCAGAGACCAGUGAAAGCCUUUUGACCCAAAAUUAUAAUGCAGCCAGCAGUCCGUGUGCCAAGGAUAAUAUGGAAGACUUUUUGGGACUAAUGGUGGGGAAAAAAAGCUUCCAAGGAUACAGCGAACACAUAGUAAGUUGUGAGAGUGCUGAAAAACCUAGAAUAUGGUCUUUGGCUCACACAGCUGGUGCCACAAUUACUGUGGACGCUGAAAGUGGUGAGAGUAGGCCAAUGAGUCCGGACUGUCUCUUUGUGAGAAGAAGACACUCUACCCAUGGCUUGUGCGGUGAGACAAGGUCCUUGCAUAGUAUAAAGACUCACACCGAAUGUUCUUUUGAAGAAAUGUCCCAAUCAGCUAAGGUUUAUAGAACUUCAACAUUCAACUUAAAAUCAUUUCAACUCAGCUGUCCGUACCCUGUCAUGGGAGAAUCAUGUGAAUAUUCCUCUGGAGUGGAAGGGACUGAAAGGACAAUGAAGACAAGUAAUGACAUUUCAGAAUACAGGCAAACUAGUUUUAUGGAGGAAAAUGACUUGAUAAGGACUGCAUUUAGGCCAGUUAUGAGAAGAUUCAUUCAUCAGACCUAA